This is a messenger RNA of Dibothriocephalus latus, 1044 nucleotides long. The record is from the annotation of a GenBank genome assembly. NCBI's taxonomy places the organism in Eukaryota, Metazoa, Platyhelminthes, Cestoda, Diphyllobothriidea, Diphyllobothriidae.
UCCAGUCUGGCUUUCGUAAACCUCCUUUCCCUCUUUUCUUCCUCAAAGUAUAUCCGUAACGGCCGUGUCACGAAACCAGUGGAUGAAAUCUUUGGCAUACAUGCCCAGAGUGAGCAUUUCAAACGCUCCAAGCUAAAGGACUUGAUACCGCUGCCUGAGGAUCUGCAAUCAGAGAUUAUUCCAGGCGAGUGAGUUCGUGCGCUUCCAACUUGUCAAGUUGCCUUUCCUGAAAAUGCUCCCAAAUUUAAUGGUGUCUUUAAGCCUACCAACUCCAGUCUUGCAGACCUCAUCGAAGAGACGCUUGCACCACAGAUUGACCUCAUAGCCUCGGCCUCGUGGCACGAGGGCCCACCGUGCAGUCUUCUUUCUGCAGACCCAGAAACCGUGUGCAUUGCGUCCGACUUGCCUCCUUACUCCUCCAAUCCUCCCUCGGCACCGUUGUUGCUGCGGGUCUGUUCCUCGGAAUGUCAGCCAGCCGCCGACCAGCUUGAUUCCACUUCACCAUCGUCGCCGAAUGAUCCUAGUGGUACUCCAGCGUGCUCCAACAAAGUCGCCGUUGUUCAGCUCUCGAAACCACCGAGAGCUCAGUCAGACUGCAUCCUCCUCUACACAUUUGAUAGAACAGAGGACUUUGCCACCUGCCCACAGUCUGUUAUACGACUGAAUUUUGACCGCUUUGCGAACGACGACAAUCCCCAGAACAUCGCCUACCGCAUUCAGGACUUGCAGUUCUUCGGUCCUGAUAUCCUGGUCGUUUUGCUGUAUCGUGACUCCCUCCCGUCCGCCGACGACCCCAUCGCCUCACCCCCACCUUCCAGCCAGGCAAUUUCCAGGGGACUACAGUGGUUCAUUUUUCUGCCGCUGGACGAGGCGGUAAAAUGUGCUACAGGAACUCUCGAACUACUGGCAAACGCUCCUUUAUCGCUUGUUUUGCUUGCCUCCUACCUUAUCUUUACUCGUUUUAACGUCUACUGUGCACAUAGAACCAGGCGCUUUACCAUCACGUCAGAUGAGCAUGCAACACUGAUGAGAGCUGGCGUCUGA